CUCCCUCCCUCAUUUUGGCCACCGCAGCGCCGCCGCUGCUCUGGCCCCUGCCGCUUCACUCCUAGCAAAUCCGCGGACGCACGAUCAUGGAUGGAACUCGAUCAGGCGUCAAGGAGAACUCCGAAAGAGAGUCGAGGCUGAAGCGACACGCCGACGAUCACACAGCUCCUUCUUUUACCUGCUCGACUUACCAGGGCCACCUGCCUCCAGGCCCGACGGAGCGGUGCAGUUCGAGCACAGGCAGGACCGUCCGAACGCUAGAGAGCUCGACCGACAGCCCACUCUUCACAAUUUCACCUGACAUCUGCGCGAGGCACGGCAGCGGAGGUGGCACAGAAAGCUCAAAAAGCUCGCACAGAGACAGAGGACACAAGGCCAAACAAGAGGACGAGCACGCUCAGCGCGACAAACAAGCGGAGCGAGUGAGCGAAGCACCGCGAGAUGAAGGAAUGAUAAGCCUACCCUCCUGCCAGGGUAUCCUGCACCGCAGCGGCGGGCAGGGCACCCGAGGCCAGUGACCUGGCAAGGAGGCCAAAAGGCAGAGCCAAAAAGGCAGCGAUGCCAAGAGUUGGAUCGCAUACGCGGCUGGGCCCCUGCGCGGAGCACCCAGGAGGUCACGCUGCAUGCACAGUAGGGGCUGGACCACAAGAAGCCGUCCACAAGAAAUCCAACCCUGAGACCCCAGGGAACGUCCGACGGCGUCCGCGCUUGUGUCUGGCUUCCUGACGGACGGCCAAGAAAAAGGUUUAGCGACCACGAGCGGUGCGCGCGUCAGCCCGCGCAGGCUGCGCCGUGCACGCGGAAGUGUACGUGCUGGCUAAGAAAAAAAGGCUUCGUCGGCUUAAAUAGUGGACCGGUCCGGACGUGGACCGGCUGAGCGGCAAAAGCCCCUCGCCGUAGCUGCGGCGAGGAGGGCCCCCCUGGAGGCCAGGAAGGCGCGAAGAUCCACGCGCAGUCGUCAUGGCGGUCCCGUCGGCGAGACCGUCGCAGCCUUCCGCACAGGUCGAGCCUCCGCGUCGAUGGCAGCGUCAAGCUUGCAAUCGUUGCCGCCGACGGACCAUCCCCCCAGGUUGCAACGCGAGACGGCUCCGCGGGCUGCAACGCCGGAGCGAUCGGUUGGAAAAAAACGGGUGGGCAGUGGAGCGCCGAGCGCCGAGCGCCAGAGAGGUGCAGGGCGGGACGGCAGACGGGCGCAGUGCCCGCCGACGCCCGCCGGCACGACGGGCAGACCCGCUUCUGCGGAGCCCUCGGGGCACGCCGCCGGGCGCGCGCGCACGGCUCGCACUCGGCAGUCCGUUCCGCUCGUCCCCCCAGCCACCAUCCCCCCCCGCCACUGGGCCAGAGGUGCGGCCGCGCGCAGGAUCUGAUCCGAAGAACUGCGCAGCAACUCCUCCGAGGCCACCGGGCGUGGCGGAUGGACGCUUCCUCCCCGCACGUCUACCCUGGGGAAGCCAUGUGACGGUUUGCACUGGGGAGGAAGAACAAAGCGGCGGCAGGAACGACAGGAGGUGGCA
This is a messenger RNA of Prorocentrum cordatum, 1514 nucleotides long. The record is from the annotation of a GenBank genome assembly. Lineage: Eukaryota; Dinophyceae; Prorocentrales; Prorocentraceae.